Messenger RNA from Punica granatum (pomegranate), 1392 nucleotides. NCBI's taxonomy places the organism in Eukaryota, Viridiplantae, Streptophyta, Magnoliopsida, Myrtales, Lythraceae. The record is from RefSeq and is a predicted model, not a curated record.
AAAUCAAGUAAACGACAAGCGAACGACAGAGACCUAUGAAUCUAUCAUUGAAGAUCGGACGAGAUUCCUUGUAAAUUAGAAAAGAUUCCUUAGCAUGCGCGAAAGAGGGGGGGAAAUAUCAAUCGGGUGAUGCUGUGGCAGUGAAUUGAAGAAGGGCGGAGAGAGAGGGGGAGGAGCUGGAGGUUUCAAUGGCGACGAAGUCGGAGAAGUUCUCGAUGGAUUUCGCCAUGGGCGGGGCGGCGGCGUUGGUGUCGAAGACCGCGGUGGCGCCCAUCGAGAGGGUGAAGCUGCUGCUGCAGAACCAGGGGGAGAUGGUCAAGAGGGGUCAGCUCCAGCGGCCCUACGGUGGUCUCGCCGACUGCUUCAAGAGGGUCCUCAGGGAGGACGGUCUGCUGUCGUUUUGGAGGGGAAACCAGGCCAAUGUCAUCCGGUACUUUCCUACCCAGGCCUUCAACUUUGCUUUCAAAGGUUACUUCAAGAGCUUCAUUGGGCGCUCAAAGGAGAGAGACGGAUACCUGAAGUGGUUUUUGGGGAAUGUUGCCUCUGGGAGUGCUGCAGGAGCAACUACAUCUCUGUUACUAUACCAUCUAGAUUAUGCUCGAACAAGACUUGGAACUGAUGCUAGAGAGUGCCGGGUAACAGGUCAGCGGCAGUUCAAGGGACUGGUUGAUGUUUACAGUAAGACCUUGUCCAGUGAUGGUGUGGCUGGACUGUACCGAGGAUUUGGGGCUUCAAUUAUUGGAAUCACUUUGUAUCGAGGAAUGUAUUUCGGAUUUUAUGACACCAUGAAGCCCAUCAUUUUGGUCGGGUCUUUUGAGGGGAAUUUCCUGGCGAGUUUCUUCCUGGGGUGGAGCAUAACCACAUUCUCUGGGGUCUGUGCUUAUCCCUUUGACACUCUCCGUCGAAGAAUGAUGCUCACGUCGGGACAACCAGUUAAGUACAGGAACGCCCUUCACGCGUUUCAGGAGAUUGUGCGUCUCGAGGGCUUCAGAGCUCUUUUCCGAGGAGUCACUGCGAAUAUGCUUCUAGGGAUGGCGGGUGCUGGAGUUCUCGCUGGUUAUGAUCAGCUCCAGAGGGUUGCAUUUAGGCAUGAGUACAGUUUCGAGCCUCAACAGAGAGUCCUGAAGUGAAAGUACCAUUGGAAUUGGAUUUGUGAAAAUGGUUGGCGAAACCGACUAGCCUCCACAGGAGAUACAUACCAGCAAAAGAUCGAAGCAAUGGAAAUAGGAGAAUAUGAGUAUUGCAACGAAAAAAGAUGGGAAGAUGUGGCAAAGAUGACGUUGACACACCGGUUGCCUGUUCAACUGUACAGACAAUUUAUCCCCUUAUACUGGGCAACCUUGUACAUUAUGUAUAUUGAUUCAUUUGAGAAAUGGUCAAUGUGCUUCAAUA